Molecule: messenger RNA, 4457 nt
Organism: Oryctolagus cuniculus (rabbit)
Lineage: Eukaryota; Metazoa; Chordata; Mammalia; Lagomorpha; Leporidae
Source: RefSeq, a predicted model, not a curated record
UUCAGGACCCUGCACAAAGGACCCUCCCAGCAGGGAGCUCCCUCCGGCCAGGGCAGGACAGUAGACACUUCUGUGGCCCGCAGCCCACCCCCGCAUCUCCCAUCCAGUAGCAGCUUCCCCAGCAGGGAUCCUAGGGCCUUACAUAUGGCCCUCCUCGGCUGACACCUCCCCAGACCCCUCAACUGGACAGGACCUUAUGGACGCCAUGCAGGGGGCCCCGACACCCCUGUCUUCGCUGCUGCUGCUGCUACUGCUGCUGCUGGGGUGGGGGCCGCGGGCGUCCUCUGGCGGCGGGGCCGUUGGGGCGGCCGGCUACGCCCCCGUGCAGUACGUGCAGCCCAUGCAGAAAGGACCUGUGGGGCCGCCCUUCCGCGAGGGCAAGGGCCAGUACCUGGAGAUGCCUCUGCCGCUGCUGCCGAUGGACCUGAAAGGAGAGCCUGGACCCCCUGGAAAGCCCGGGCCCCGGGGCCCCCCUGGGCCUCCCGGCUUCCCAGGCAAACCAGGCACGGGCAAGCCAGGGCUCCAUGGGCAGCCUGGCCCCGCUGGCCCACCUGGCUUCUCCCGAAUGGGCAAGGCUGGGCCCCCAGGUCUGCCGGGCAAGGUUGGGCCACCAGGGCAGCCAGGGCUUCGGGGGGAGCCAGGGAUACGAGGAGACCAGGGCCUUAGGGGGCCCCCAGGACCCCCUGGCCUUCCUGGCCCCUCCGGCAUCACUGUUCCUGGAAAACCAGGUGUCCAGGGGGUGCCAGGGCCCCCAGGAUUCCGGGGGGAGCCGGGGCCUCAAGGGGAGCCUGGGCCCCCAGGUGAUCGAGGCCUCAAGGGAGAUAAUGGAGUGGGCCAGCCAGGGCUGCCCGGGGCCCCAGGGCAGGGGGGCGCCCCUGGACCUCCUGGCCCCCCGGGGCCAGCAGGCUUGGGUAAACCAGGUGUAGAUGGACUCCCUGGAGCCCCUGGAGACAAGGGUGAAUCUGGGCCUCCUGGAGUUCCAGGCCCCAGGGGGGAGCCAGGAGCUGUGGGCCCGAAAGGCCCCCCAGGGGUUGAUGGCGUGGGGGUACCAGGGGCAGCAGGAGUGCCAGGGCCACAGGGCCCAGCUGGUGCCAAAGGCGAGCCAGGGACCCGGGGCCCCCCUGGCCUGAUAGGCCCCACCGGCUAUGGAAUGCCAGGCCUGCCAGGCCCCAAGGGGGACAGGGGUCCAGCUGGGGCCCCAGGGCUCUUGGGGGACAGAGGUGAGCCAGGGGAGGAUGGGGAGCCAGGGGAGCAGGGCCCACAGGGCCUUGGGGGGCCCCCCGGACUUCCUGGGUCUGCAGGGCUCCCAGGCCGACGGGGGCCGCCCGGGCCGAAGGGAGAGGCAGGGCCUGGAGGACCCCCAGGAGUGCCUGGUAUGCGGGGUGACCAGGGGCCUAGUGGCCUGGCAGGGAAGCCGGGGCUCCCAGGUGAAAGGGGGCUGCCUGGGGCCCAUGGACCUCCAGGACCAACUGGGCCCAAAGGUGAGCCAGGUUUCACCGGCCGCCCUGGAGGCCCAGGAGUGGCGGGCGCCCUAGGACAGAAGGGUGAUUUAGGGCUCCCUGGGCAGCCUGGCCUAAGAGGCCCCUCAGGAAUCCCAGGACUCCAGGGGCCAGCUGGCCCUAUUGGGCCCCAAGGCCUGCCGGGCCUCAAGGGUGAGCCAGGCCUGCCGGGGCCCCCUGGAGAGGGGAAAGUGGGGGAACCGGGCUCUGCUGGGCCCACCGGGCCCCCCGGGGUUCCCGGCUCCCCAGGACUCACAGGCCCUCCCGGGCCGCCUGGGCCUCCCGGCCCCCCUGGUGCCCCGGGGGCCUUCGAUGAGACUGGCAUCGCAGGCCUGCACCUGCCCAAUGGGGGCGUGGAAGGCGCGGUGCUGGGCAAGGGGGGCAAACCCCAGUUCGGGCUGGGCGAGCUGUCGGCCCACGCCACGCCGGCCUUCACCGCUGUGCUCACUUCACCCUUCCCGGCCUCGGGCAUGCCUGUGAAGUUUGACCGGACUCUCUACAAUGGCCACAGCGGCUACAACCCAGCCACCGGCAUCUUCACCUGCCCCGUGGGCGGCGUCUACUAUUUCGCCUACCACGUGCACGUCAAGGGCACCAACGUGUGGGUGGCCCUGUACAAGAACAACGUGCCGGCCACCUACACCUAUGACGAGUACAAGAAGGGUUACCUGGACCAGGCGUCGGGCGGGGCAGUGCUGCAGCUGCGGCCCAACGACCAGGUCUGGGUGCAGAUGCCCUCGGACCAGGCUAACGGCCUCUACUCCACCGAGUACAUCCACUCGUCCUUUUCAGGAUUCCUGCUGUGUCCCACAUAACCCGCGGGGGACCCCGCCGCCCUGGCCGCGGCCUCUGUAGUGCUAGAGUGACCUUCUCAGUUACAACCUCCAUUUAAAGGCAAAACCCAAGGCGGAUGAGAGGCAGCGGCGCCUGCGGCUGUGGCUGUGGCCCGAGAAGACUGACUGGCUUUGUCCCUGCUGUGGACUGAGACUGUUUCUGGAAGGGGCUGGCCCAAGUUCCUUUCCCCCCAGUGACUGGGCCGUGUUGGGGCUGCAGCCCCUGUCCUGUCACAGGACCCUGCCUGGUCUCUGUGAGUCCUGGACUUGGCUGAGCUCCCUGCUCCAGCCCCGCUGAGACAGCCAUGUCUGCUGGCUCCCAGACGGCACCUGCUCAAGGAAUGGGACAUGGCCUCCCACACAGUCCUUGGCUGGGCUCCCCAGCUCCUGAGCCUCCAGCGCACGGCAGAGGGUUCCCGGGUUUUUUUGGUCUUCUCCAGGGGACAGGGUGUGAAGGGGACUGUGCAGGUGGCUGGUGCAGAUGCUGCCAGGACUGCAGCCCUCGUGGUGGUGCAGUGGCACCAGGCCAGUCCACAGCGGGCGUGGUCGGUGACCCUCUCUGCAGGCUCCCAAGAAGGAUCAACCCUUUUUACCGGUCCAGGCACAGCCACAGGGAAGGCAGCUCGCGGCGGGUAGGGCACGGAUCUGGGCGGGUUGGCAGCUCUUCAUUUAUCCCUGUGUCCCCAUCCCAACUCAGGCUCUGCCUAGCAUGAGGGCAGCACACAGGCCUCUAAGGACCGCCCCAGGUCACGGAGUGUAAGCUCGGGGAAGCGUCUGGAGCUGUCCAGAGCAAAUGGUGGCUUGAGGUAGGGCUGACCAUCAGCAAACCUGAGUGUUGAUCUGUGUUUUUCACCUGCCGGCAGGCUGCCUUGGUCACGCCCAAUGCCAGGGGACCCGUGCCACCCCUCGCUGAGGCUGCCCAAGAGGAAGGCUCUUGUCUGGCCCUGUGACCAGCAUGCACAUGAGCCCUGGGAUGCAGAAGGCUCCACUGGCCUUACCCUAAUAAGAACCACAUGGCAGGUAUCUGUGUACAGCAGCGGGGCUAAUCUGGGGGCUUCCUCUCCUUCCACCCUCUGGUUCCAAUUUCCUGCUCUCAGCAGGAUUAGGACCCAGGCAGCUAGGCUGAGAGAGAAGGCGCCAGCAGACCCCCUGGAGCAGUGCGCCCUGGGUCCUAAUACCGUUCUUCGAGGUCACAGCUCCUCUGCUGGAACAGGCAGGAUCCGGUGGGACACCAACCCCUGGGCCCCUCUUCCAAGCCGGGAUCAGGGCAAAGGCGGGAUGAUGGACAUCUUCCUGGAGGCUCUGGGCUUCUCCCCAGCCCUCUGUUUGUAGGUGAUCUGGGUGCAUCGCUCUGAUUUUGGCCAACUCCGCACUGUCCGUGCUGAAAAUGGAGGCCGACUGGUGACAGGCUAAGCUGUGGUCCCCUGAGGCUUAGUGCCAGCCCUCCUCCUUUGUCCACAACUUACUCAAAGGAAGCUGUUUGACAACUCACUUUAACUCUCCAAAGGAGAAAGCCAGAUCUGUCCAUGGCACUGGAGGAGAAGGUUUCGGCUGGGGUCCAUGGUGGGUUUCCUACUUCUUAACACCUGGAAGUGACUGAGGCCUCCAACGGCACCUGAUGGGGGUCCUUCGCUCAGCUGCCGCAUUCCCAGGGUCAGAGCCACAACAGUCCCACAUUGGGAAGGAGUUAGGAUGGGCGGAAAUCAAUUGCCUCUCAAUGGGACACCCCCCACCCCCGCCAAAAAAGAGCAGAGCUUUCACCAACCUCAACUGCUGAAGCCUGAGGGAGGGUGGCUGGCGUUUCUGGAAUGUCUAUGGGAUUUGAGUUGCAGGUGUUCACUUAGCUGACUAGCUUUGAUAAACAACGUCAGGUUUGAACUAUGAGAACUACAUUACCUUGUGCAUUUUUAUACUCUGAUUCCUAAUUUCUUUUUUUAAAGGUUAAGGUUUAAAUGUUUUCCACUAGUGAUUGGUAGAGGAAGCUUAGUUCUCCACAUACUUAUGUGUCACGCAAGAUUCGGGAAAAAUGCACUCGGAAAUCAAAGAAAACAGGACUUCUUUUUGAAAAGAAAAACAGUCUUGACUGUAUUGACACAACCUCAAUAAAACCUGUUGUACAAAAACA